Molecule: messenger RNA, 1525 nt
Organism: Thalassophryne amazonica
Lineage: Eukaryota; Metazoa; Chordata; Actinopteri; Batrachoidiformes; Batrachoididae
Product: MAM and LDL-receptor class A domain-containing protein 1-like
Exons: 9
Coding region: 47-1525 (492 amino acids)
Cellular component (GO): membrane
Source: RefSeq, a predicted model, not a curated record
AGGUCCCACUGAAACCCUCAAUACUGGACCUGCAGAAGACCACACUAUGGGCUGUGGGAAAUACCUCCACAUUGAAAGUUCUCCUCCAAGUGUGAAAGGGAAUGUGGCCCAGCUAAAAUCCUCCCUGCUGCCACCUGCUGGUGAAGUAGGAUACUGUUUUACAUUUUGGUACCACAUGUUUGGCUCUACAGUGGGCUCUUUGAGGGUGAUUCUACAAACAGCCGAUCUGGUGACUGAAACUGUGGUGUGGCAAAAAUCAGGAAACCAAGGCCAUGAGUGGCAGUUGGUGCAAAGCCACGUGACUGAACAGGAAGUCCACCAAGUGAUUCUAGAGGCUACGGUGGGUGGAGAGGCAGGGGACAUAGCCAUCGAUGAUGUCUCCUUCAUCAGUGGACCAUGUCCUGCCACUGAUUUAUGUGACUUUGAAGAGGGAAACUGUAAUUGGCAGCAGGACACCACUGAUGAUGCUGAAUGGGUUCGCCACUCAGGAUCCACCCUGAACCCCAAUACUGGGCCUGAUGGCGACCACACCACUAACACGUCCUAUGGACACUACUACUACCUGCUCUCCACUGCUGCUGACCUGCACGGACAGCGAGCCCAAAUGAUGUCACCAUUUUACAUAUCAGGAGUUUGUGUGCAGCUGUGGUACCACAUGUAUGGAGAAGGCACAGGAACCUUGAAUGUUUACCAGCAGGAUGAUCAAGGGAAGCAAUCGCUGCUCUUCUCCCAAGCUGGAGACCAGGGCCUCCUGUGGAGGUUUACCCAGGUUCCAGUGGUGCCCUGGGAUCCGGCUUACAGGAUUGUGGUGGAAGGCAUAAAGGCUGGUCCUUCCCAGGAGGGAGAUAUGGCUUUCAAUGAUGUACGGGUGAUCAAUACCCGCUGCUCUCCUCCUGGAUAUUGUGACUUUGAGAGCAGUAUGUGCAACUGGUGCAACGUGGGAGGAGGAGUUGAUCAUGGGGACUGGCUCCGAGGAAGAGGAGCCUCUUUAAAUCCCAACACUGGUUCCGAUGUCGAUCAUACCACCAACUCAACAAACGGUUUCUAUCUAUAUGUGGACAGCUCAGUGGGUCAGGUGGGAGACAUGACCUUCCUGAUCAGUGACGUACUUCAGCCCAUCUCAAGUGUGCACUGUCUUAAAUUCUGGUAUCGAAUGUAUGGCAGUCAACGUGCCAUUCUCAGAGUCUACAUAAAUAACAGAAGAAUGCAUGACGCUGGAAAUGACAAAGGAAUUCUACAUUGGAUUAAGGCGGGAAACAAUGACAUUGUAUGGCGUGAGGCCAGUGUGACAGUUCACCACGAAGAAGCCUUCUGGUUUGUGCUUGUGUAUCAGCGAGGGGAGAAUGCCGGUGGAGAUGUUGCUCUGGAUGACAUCAGCAUUGUCAUGGGUCCCUGCUACACAGAUCCUGUCAUUGAGCAUCAUUAUACAAGUUGUACAAAACUCUUCUUACAUUGUUUUAAUGAACAUCUAUCUACCUUUUAUACAGAUUUCUUGUUUUAUCAGCAAAGAGCUCAGUCUCUGUGA